Messenger RNA from Psammomys obesus (fat sand rat), 2161 nucleotides. RefSeq names its product selenocysteine lyase (gene Scly). Bases 27 to 1331 code for a protein of 434 amino acids. The transcript has 12 exons. The record is from RefSeq and is a predicted model, not a curated record. Lineage: Eukaryota; Metazoa; Chordata; Mammalia; Rodentia; Muridae.
UGAGGUGACUGGUCAGAGAUCAGGGGAUGGACGCGGCGCAGAAGGGCGCGCGGGUCCCUGUCGAGAGCCCGCCCGGCAGGAAGAUCUAUAUGGACUACAAUGCCACCACACCUCUGGAGCCUGCAGUCAUCCAGGCUGUGACAGAGGCCAUGAAGGAAGCCUGGGGCAACCCCAGCAGCUCAUAUGUGGCAGGCAGGAAGGCCAAGGACAUUAUAAACACAGCUCGGGCAAGCCUGGCCAAGAUGAUAGGCGGAAAGCCUCAGGACAUCAUCUUCACUUCCGGGGGCACCGAGUCAAAUAAUUUAGUGAUCCAGUCUAUGGUGAGAUGUUUCCAUAAACAGCAGAGCCUGAAGGGACACGCGGUUGACCAGCGCAGCCCCGAGGAGGGGACCAGCCCUCAUUUUAUUACUUGCACGGUGGAGCAUGACUCCAUCCGCCUGCCCCUGGAGCACCUGAUGGAAGAGCAAGUGGCAGAGGUCACUUUUGUCCCAGUGUCGAAGGUAACCGGGCAGGCAGAGGUUGAGGACGUCCUGGCGGCUGUCCGCCCCACCACGUGCCUCGUGACCAUCAUGCUGGCCAAUAAUGAGACUGGCGUCAUCAUGCCUGUCUCCGAGAUCAGCCGGCGUGUUAAGGCCCUGAACCAGAGCCGCGCUGCCUCGGGACUGCCCCGAGUCCUUGUGCACACGGAUGCUGCUCAGGCACUGGGGAAGAGGCGAGUGGAUGUAGAGGACCUUGGCGUGGACUUCCUGACCAUCGUGGGGCACAAGUUCUACGGUCCCAGGAUUGGUGCUCUGUAUGUACGAGGGGUCGGUAAACUUACCCCCCUGUACCCCAUGCUGUUUGGAGGUGGACAAGAGCGGAAUUUCAGGCCAGGGACUGAGAACACAGCCAUGAUUGCUGGCCUUGGAAAGGCUGCUGAGCUGGUGAGUGACAACUGUGAGGCUUAUGAGGCCCACAUGAGAGACAUCCGAGAUUACCUGGAGGAGAGGCUGGAGGCUGAAUUUGGUAAGAGGAUCUGUCUGAACAGCCGGUUUCCAGGUGCAGAGAGGCUUCCAAACACCUGCAACUUUUCCAUCCAGGGGGCCCAGCUUCCAGGGUACAUGGUGCUUGCACAGUGCCGGACACUGCUGGCCAGUGUGGGAGCCUCAUGCCACUCAGAUCACGAAGACCGGCCAUCCCCAGUGCUGCUGAGCUGUGGCAUCCCUACGCAUGUGGCCCGGAACGCGCUCCGGCUCAGUGUGGGCCGCAGUACCACGAGGGCUGAAGUGGACCUCGUCGUGCAGGACCUGAAGCAGGCCGUGGCCCAGCUAGAGAGCCAGGUCGUGAGCUAGCAGCCACUUUUCCCCUCAGUGGCCAGCUGGACUUUGGCUACUCAGUCCAUAGGAAACCCCUUGCAAAAGUCCCUCGGCUGUUCCUUCUCAAGGCCUGCACUGCGAUGGCUCUCUUGCUCUGGGGUGAUGAGGAGCUGCCUGACACAGAAUCCCACUCCAGCCCUCCUCCCCAGAGGCUGAGGACCACACUGCCACAUAGGACAUCCCCUGCUCCUUCUGCCAAAGGCUAGCUGGGGAUGGAAAUGUUCCACAUAUCGGGUAGCUUGUCAGGAACACCUGGCCCCAGGAGUCACUUAGGCUAGAAGACAAAAUCCAAGUCUUUGUCCAUGUAGCUGCUGUUGUGAAAAUAGGAAACGUAAUUUUGUCUCUGCCCAUGGCCUCCCUUGUGCACCUGCAGAACCCCCACUCCUACCCCCACAGCCCUGCCUCCCUCCUCUGGCCUCGGCUUGCCACACUGCCCUCCUGCCUCCCUGCCCUGAUGGUCCAGGGGCCUUAUGCCUUUUUCCUGGAGGUCACAGUUCACCUUGCCACAUGUCUUUUCUCUCCAUUGUACUCAGGGAUUCAGCUCCAGCAAGGCUGACAGGAGGCUCAUGCCUGAUCUGUCUUUGCCAAAGUAGGAAAUCUGAUCAUUUGCACCCAGCUUUAAUUUUAUUUGCAAAGGUUCCUGUCAUCUUGAGGACACGUGGCACACAUUGCAACAGUAUUUAUAUAGGAAUAUCUUCUUGAACAGUGCUUUUAGGUUGUGGAUCUGUGGUCCAAAGGGUGAUGCAACGUGUGGAAACCCUUGUCAGACAUAAACUAAACUAAUAAAAGAUGUCUGCGCUUGCUGA